Malurus melanocephalus (red-backed fairy wren) is the source of this 1434-nucleotide messenger RNA. It is a transcript of the gene TESPA1, whose product is annotated as thymocyte expressed, positive selection associated 1. The record is from RefSeq and is a predicted model, not a curated record. NCBI's taxonomy places the organism in Eukaryota, Metazoa, Chordata, Aves, Passeriformes, Maluridae. The transcript has 5 exons. Gene Ontology annotation, molecular function: signaling receptor binding. The annotation marks the transcript as partial.
AUGGGCUCAGGGCUCGGGGGUCGUGUCUCGGGGGUCCCGAAUCGGGGGUCGCGGUUCGGGGGUCGUGGCCGUGACUGGGCCGUGCUCCGGCUCAGGGCGGCGGCGCUGGAGGAGCCGGCACUGCCGGGACCCUGCGGUACGUCGGCUUUGUCCCCUCUCGGUGUCCCCAAGGGCCACCCAGCCGCGUGUGAGGUACGGGCCACCCCAGGGUGUCCCCGCGGUGUCACCGCCACCCCCGAGCAGCGGGUGGUGGCGCUGGGGAGGGACCUUGGUGUCCCCAAACCGCCCCGGCUCACCCGCUGUUGUCACCCGAUCCCUUUCCCAGCUCUUCCGCUCCCGGGGAGCCCCAAAUCCGCGGGCAGCGUGUCGCAGUUCCUGUCCUGGUGGCCGUCGGACGCCGAGGAGAUCCUGCACAGUUUGGGUUUCUCGGGCUCCGAGCCGGGCCCGGGCUCCCGGGUCCCCCCGCGCUUCUUCUCGUCCCCGUCCCGCGCCUGCGGCAUCGACCUGCGGCUCUUCGUGCGGGCGCAGCUGCGGCGCCUGGAGGCCGAGGACCCGUGCCUGCUGCUGGCCAGUCGCUUCCAGCAGGUCCAGGCCCUGGCUGCCACCGCCGACGCUUUCUUCUGCCUCUAUUCGCACGUGUCGCUGACCCCCGUGCAGCGCAUCGUCCCCCCCCGGCCCUGUCGCGACAGCGGCGACAGCGGCGACAGCCCCGAGCUCCGCGGGGCCCGGCCCGGGCAGCGGCUGAAGCGCGCGGUGUCCUCGCUGUGCCUCUACACCGGGGGGGACGGCGACAUCCCGCGGGGGUCCCGAGGGGCGACCCCCGACCCUUCCAGCGCCCCGGGGCCGGGGGGGCUCCGGCGGGAAGCGGGCGGUGUCCCCGAGGGCGGGCGGAGGGACGGCGACACGGGGACAGCUCAUGGGGGGUCACCCGGGGCGCUGGGGACAGCGUGGGGACACCCGGAGGGGUCCUGUCCCCAUGGAGGGAGCGCGGGGGACACAGGGGACCCCCGGCCGGACACCGCGGUCCCUUGGGCCGAUGUCACCGUGUCCCCCACGUUGGGUCCCCUGCGGGCGGGGGUCACYCCCGAGCACCCGGCGGGGAUGGGACCCCAAGGACACUCCGGCCCGGGCUCCCGGUGCCACCCGGGUGCCACCCAAAGGACCGGGCUGCAGCCACCCGGGAGGGUCCCCGCGACCCCCGAGCCCCGAGGAGCGGCGGAGUCCUUCGAGAUGGAGGAGGUGCUGAGCGAGGAUGAKGAKGAKGAUGAGGAUGAUGAGGAUGAUGAGGAUGAUGAGGAUGAUGAGGAUGAAGAAGGCUCCCAGCCCCCCCACGCCUCGGCCAGGACCCGAAGGAGUGAGUUGGGGGCUCCCCGCCCUCCGGGGACACGCGGGGUGCCCGAUGCCACCGUGUCCCCGCCACGUCCCCGCCGUGUC